AUCCUUUUUGUUCCCUCGACCGUUUAGGGUUUAGCCACAGUCGGUUAGUAACAACAAAGAUGAGCAGCUCCUCUAGAGAAUACUCUCCAGAUUGGCUUCGUAAUCUCCAGGCACCACCGACAACAUCAAUUUUGACAUUGUCCUCCAGUUCUGAAUCUAUUCCUGGUGUAAGUGAGGACGAGAAAGAUGAUCAAUUACCUAUAAGCUCCGUCAUUAAGAAAACAUCACAAGUCAAGUCUCCAAAUAAAAAGCUCAAUACAAAGAGGAACAGCCUUAGUGAAAAUGAAGCUAGCAAGAGAAAUACAAGAUUUGCAGUGGGAAAAGCUCCAGAGAAAGCUACCAAACCUCAAGAAUCUAAAAGUUCAGUUUGGACAUUGUCAUCUGAUUCCGAGCACGAGUUGUCUGAGCCGGAAACAGGUCAACAUCCAAAAGAGGAGGAUAAGGAUGAUGAUGUUUUAGACAAUGUUGAGGAAUCUUCACUUAAAGGAGUUUCAACAGUGAAAUCUCCUAAGAAGAGGCUAAGGUUGGAAGAUAUGGUACCUACGGAUACAAAAGGGACGAGUCUGACAAAACAAGAGAAUGAUGGCAACAUAAAGGUUUUAGAAAGAGAAACAACUGAGAAGCAAACCGGGCCUUAUAUUUCAUCUUCGAGGUUGCCUUUGGUACUUGCUGAUAAAGUCCAACGUUCGAAGGCACUUGUGGAGUGUGAAGGUGAAUCCAUUGAUCUAAGUGGUGAUUUGGGCUCUGUUGGGAGGGUGGUCAUAUCAGAUUCCCCAUCUGGCAAUCAAGAUAUAUUUUUGGAUUUGAAAGGAACUAUCUACAAAACAACAAUAAUACCUUCAAGAACUUUCUGUGUUGUUAGCUUUGGCCAGUCAGAAGCAAAGAUAGAAGCAAUCAUGAAUGACUUCAUUCAGCUGAAGCCACAAUCAAAUGUCUAUGAAGCAGAAACCAUGGUCGAAGGAACCUUGGAAGGUUUUUCAUUUAAUUCUGAAGAUGAAGCUGAUAAUGAUACCAUUCGUCAAACUGAGGAUAAUGAGGGUUCUGAGCCACAUACCAAUGGAAAAGGCAGGGGAAAAGCUGAGAAGAUAUCUGGAUCAGCAAGAAAGAAGGGAAAAACAGCUGUGAAAAAGCCAGCAAAGAAGGUUAAAAGGAAAGCUCCAGCUGCAAAGAAAACCAAGACAAAAAAAUGAGGGACGUCACAGUUGUCAUGGAUGCAAUCAACUGAUUUGUAUUAAACCUGUUAUCCCAGAUAAUUGAAGUGUGGGAGUGUAGCCUAGCCUAUUAUGAUUUCUGGCAAAUUUAUGAUGAAGAAAAUGAAGGACACACAUGCAUCCUUCAUGUCUUGUGGUUUCGUUGGUUUAAUUUUCAAUCCUUGUGUUUACUAACCUCUUUAUCACCCCCUAUUGUGUAAAAGGGGUUUACCAAAAAAAGAUUGUCCUAUUACCAGAAAUCCA
Molecule: messenger RNA, 1454 nt
Organism: Cynara cardunculus var. scolymus (artichoke)
Lineage: Eukaryota; Viridiplantae; Streptophyta; Magnoliopsida; Asterales; Asteraceae
Product: DNA-binding protein BIN4
Exons: 12
Coding region: 60-1190 (376 amino acids)
Biological process (GO): DNA endoreduplication; chromosome organization
Cellular component (GO): nucleus; DNA topoisomerase type II (double strand cut, ATP-hydrolyzing) complex
Molecular function (GO): double-stranded DNA binding
Source: RefSeq, a predicted model, not a curated record